AUGGCCAUGAUAGCCCUCUUCGUCAUUGUCGGCUGCAUCCUCCUCGUCGUCUGGCUCAUCCUCCGCCCCAAGGUCCCCGACUUCCGAGUCGACUCGCUUUCUCUCUCCAACUUCAACGUCUCCUCCUCCUCGCAGUCCGUGACCGGCACGUGGUCCGUCGGCUUCAUGGUCUACAACCCCAACAAGAAGCUCAGUAUACGAUACGACGACGUCGAGUCCUCUAUCUACUACGGCCCCGGCUUCAUUUCGGGGACUCGGAUUCCGCCGUUCGCUCAGGGGACUAAGGAUCGGACGUCUGUCAACGCGACUUUCUCGGCGGCGAAUUCGUUCGUUGGCGCUCCGAUGGCGCGCGGCAUCGACGCGGACAAGGCGCGUGGGAGCGUGAGCUUCAACGUGAGGCUUUUGGCUAAGGUUGAGUUUCUGAGAGGUGGGUGGAGGCUGAGGCGGCGGCUCUUGAAGGUUUUGUGCCGUGGUGUGGCGGUUUCUCUUUUGUCGAAAGGCGGGCUGGGUACUUUGGGCGGUGGGUCAAGAGAUUGCCAGGUUGUUGUUUGAGAUGGGGGCAAUGCGUGUGGUGCAAAUGGUAAUUUUAUUAAUCUCUCACUUUUCAAUUGUGACAAGUUAGGAACGAGGAAUGUGUUGUUGUAUAAUUAGUAGUAAGAUGAGUUUAUGGAUUUAGGUUAAGUUGUUGUAUA
Molecule: messenger RNA, 692 nt
Organism: Prunus mume (Japanese apricot)
Lineage: Eukaryota; Viridiplantae; Streptophyta; Magnoliopsida; Rosales; Rosaceae
Product: NDR1/HIN1-like protein 10
Biological process (GO): defense response to other organism
Cellular component (GO): plasma membrane
Source: RefSeq, a predicted model, not a curated record